Messenger RNA from Aspergillus nidulans FGSC A4, 918 nucleotides. RefSeq lists its product as uncharacterized. Lineage: Eukaryota; Fungi; Ascomycota; Eurotiomycetes; Eurotiales; Aspergillaceae. Bases 1 to 918 code for a protein of 305 amino acids. The record is from RefSeq and is a predicted model, not a curated record. The transcript has a single exon.
AUGUCACCGGAACUCUCGCCCCCCGGCAUUGGCGGCCUUAAUCAUGAUUCCAUUGUCACCGUUGUCCUCGCCUGCUUCGCAAGCCUCAUCUACUACAACGCCAUAGAGUUGAUAGUCCUCUGCCUAGCAACUUUCAAACGGCGUGGCAGUUUCUACUUCUGGUGUCUUGUUAUCGCGUCGACCAGCCUGAUACCGAAUACCAGCGGAUACAUCCUGCUAUUCUUUCGCCCUGAUAUCUCGCGCUUCGCUGCCAUAACCUUCGUCGUUCUCGGUUGGUACGGGACCGUCACCGGCCACUCGCUCGUUCUCUGGUCGCGGUUGAACUUUGUUGUCCAUAACACGCGGCUGCUGAACGGCCUCCUAGUCCUUAUAAUUGUCGAUGCGAUCAUCCUGCACGUCCCCACCACCGUCCUGCUUUACGGUACCGUUUCCCCCAAUGAAAGCAUAGCACAUACCUUCAGUGUAGGGUAUGGCAUUGCGGAACGGAUCCAACUGGUCGGAUUCUGUAUUCAAGAGGCAAUCCUCUCAGGAAUAUAUGUCUGGGAGACUGCCAAGCUGCUGCGAUUGCGUCCAGAGCGUCGCCAUCACCGGAUCCUCGCACAAUUGCUCGCGAUGAACGUCGUCGUACUUAUCAUCGAUUUCGUUGUCGUCAUCGUUGAAUAUGCUGGCUUCUAUGCUGUACAAGUGAUGUUUAAGCCCGUCGCCUAUAGCAUCAAGCUGAAGCUGGAAUACGCGGUCUUGGGACGGUUGGUCCAGAUUGCCCAAGGUGGAUCUUCAGCAGCAUCGGGCCCCUUUGAGACGAUACCCUCGUCUUCAGCUUGUGACAACCAGCUCCAUGGAAUCUGCCUGCUUAGGAACGAGAUCCACGGACUAGAGACGCAUGUUUUGAAGAGGCCUGCGCCGGUUGAUGCAGGAUGA